AUGCCCUCAAUUGCGACUGGCUACCUUAUUGACAGGCCGAACCGCCACACUGCGUUGAACGGGCAACCCGUGUCCGCCCGUCUUACAGUCACCGCCCUACAAGAAGAAGAUUCUCCUCAGCUACCAGCAAAGGCCCAACAAGACCAAACACAAGACGCAGGAGGAUCCAGCCUCUGUGGACAGUCGCCUCCUCCUCAGUAUCCCUCCUCCGAAGCCUCGACUCCCCGGCUGCCACCCUUCUCUUUUGCGUGCGAUUCAUUCGAAAACCCCCCCGAACCUGCCCACGGCAUCCGCUCCACGAUCCCAGUCACAGUCGCUGGAUCAUUCCCUGCUGCGCCGUCGUAUGCAUCCCUAGCUUCGAAUUUCUCUACAGAACAAUCGGUUCCGACUUCUUUUGAUCACGCUCUCGCCGAGACUAAGCGUGCGCUUCCCCGAGACACCAAAGGAGGCUCUUCCGGAAAGGACGACAACGCCGAACCACCCCCCGCAUACUCGGAGGGACCCAGUCCACUCCAAUCCUUCGCCUUUCUAAUGGCUACCGCCGGAGGCGCGUCGAGUAUUAUUACCCAAGUGCAACAGGGAGGCCCGCCCAUCAAUGCCAUCGGAGAUGUUGGCGCCGACGAGACAAUUGCCAUGGACCUUCGGGGCACCAGAUUUGUUCUGUCGAGGGACGAACUCUUAACACUGCCUGAAUUCGUCCUACUAUCCUUGUUCCCCAAUGGCCUCUUCCCCGAGGGCCAUAUGGGGGGAUUCACAGAGGGCGAUGCAGUGCAAGUAGACUAUGAUCCAGCAUCUCUGCAGUAUAUGCUGGACUUUUUCCGCACCGUUGCACAGUCGAUACCUGUUGACGCCUCGCCGAGCGUCUCUCAGGAGGAGGAUUCUGCGACGGGAGACCCAAUGGGCUCGCGAGAUGACUCGUCGAAGAGAGCUGGCAUCAUCGUUCUGAGAGAGGAUCUCGACUUCUACGUCAUACCCCCGCGGGCCGAUAUCGCGCAGCCUGAGAUGAUGGAAGUCAAGAGAGCUGCCGGAAGAGCCCUGCUUCAACAGACGGGCAUUUUUUCAGGUCUGAAGCGCAGUGAUGAGCCGGGCACUACGGAAGCUCACCUUAUCGAAAUGUUGACAGCGGGAGCAGGAGAACCGAAUAAGGCGGUUGUCUGCAGUCUAGCUUUGGCACGCCUACGAAGCGACAUUAGGGGCAACGAUAUGGGCAGUAAUGCUGUUGGCAUGGCGCAAAAGCUGCUUCUCUUCUGGAGGAAGCCUGCGAGGCGCUGCUGGUGGGAAGGUGUGGAGCUUGACAAUGUUGAGGGCGUCGAGGGGAAGCUAAAGGUCUGGAUCAGGCGCGUUUGGACCCUGGAAAUGAGUGUCAUCGGCCUUCGAUGA
Molecule: messenger RNA, 1380 nt
Organism: Colletotrichum orchidophilum
Lineage: Eukaryota; Fungi; Ascomycota; Sordariomycetes; Glomerellales; Glomerellaceae
Exons: 6
Coding region: 1-1380 (459 amino acids)
Source: RefSeq, a predicted model, not a curated record